Messenger RNA from Ciona intestinalis (vase tunicate), 1282 nucleotides. RefSeq names its product rRNA-processing protein FCF1 homolog. The record is from RefSeq and is a predicted model, not a curated record. Gene Ontology annotation, cellular component: small-subunit processome. NCBI's taxonomy places the organism in Eukaryota, Metazoa, Chordata, Ascidiacea, Phlebobranchia, Cionidae.
UUUUAUUUUAUUUAAGUUUUAGGUUGCUGCUUACUGACGAUUACAGUUUAUACUGAUUUUACUUUAUUAUAAAGAUAUAUAGCUUAAUUUUGUGUUAAUAUACCAUAACUGGUAGCUGUUCAUACAUUUAUCAGUUUUAGUAGUUAAAUACUGGUCAAUAUGGGAAGAGAUAAAAGAACAAGGAAGUUUGCUGAGAUGAAACGAAUGAUCAAUUUAAAGGAUAAACGAAUCACAAGAGAUAAUAAAAAAGAAAAGAAGAAAAAGGUGAAUAUUAAAAAGAAAGAAACUGGAGAACUGGUAAAGAGGUUCUUACCCCAGCAAUCUUCUGCAUUGUUCUUCAAAUACAACGAACAACUCGGGCCACCUUAUCAUAUCCUUGUUGACACGAAUUUCAUUAAUUUCUCGAUCAAAAACAAACUGGAAAUGAUGCAAUCAAUGAUGGAUUGCUUGUAUGCUAAAUGCAUACCGUGUAUAACAGACUGUGUUAUGGCUGAACUGGAAAAACUGGGUCCUAAGUUUCGAGUUGCCUUAAGAAUUGCGAAAGAUCCACGAUUUGAUCGACUACCGUGCAUGCAUAAAGGAACGUAUGCGGAUGACUGUUUGGUGCAGCGGGUGACUCAGCAUAAAUGUUACAUCGUAGCGACUUGCGAUCGUGAUUUGAAACGUAGAAUUCGAAAGAUACCCGGUGUUCCAAUCAUGUAUUUAUCACAACAUAAAUACACAAUAGAGAGAAUGCCGGAUGCUUUUGGUGCACCUAAAUCUGACCAGUAAUGUGGAAAUUAAAUGUGACGCAAUUAUUAAAAAAUAGCGCAUUCAAUUAUAAAAUUUAUCUUGUAACUUAACAAGAUGUAACAUUUUAAAUAUUUGGUGUGAAAGCAUCUAUCACUCAUGCAACUUUGUGUGUUUGUAAAUCGAGUUUAACAAGCAAUGAUAAUCCUAAUGUUAAAUUGUAUAACUAUUGUAAAUUUGAACUGUGUUUUGAAUGUGCAUUAGUAAACCUGAGUGAUAUGUGUUAACCUAUACUGGCAUCACAUGCUUCAUGCGCAAGAUGCACAUCAGUCACACAGGGACCCUGUGACAGGGUGUACCGCACACAAUACAGACAUGUAAAAAUUUGUGUAUUGAUCAAAUGGCAGGAAUAUCUUUCAGAUUGCAUUAAAAUUCAUCAGUGACUUUAAAAUUUUGUUUCAUUUUGUAAAGAAUUUGGAAUUUCUUGUCUUUAGUUUUAAAACACGUUUCAUGUGGUUGCAAAACUUAACUAAAAGUAUUGUGCAUUCAUUAG